UUCAAACAGGUUGUAGUUGAGUGAUUUCAAUGGUUUGUGAGAUGGAAGACGAUCAAAUCGAAGACAUGGAUGUCGAAGUCCUUUCUUCGAUGUGGCCUGAAGACAUAGAGCACGAAGCUGGAAAGCAGUUUAAAGUAGAAAAGCCAAGAGGUGACCAAGAUAUGUUGGAGGAGGUAACAAUUGUGGGCGAGCCAACUAUAGUUGAUUUCCAACAUCUUAUAGAGCUAACUAAUUAUACUGACAAGGGCUCGUCUCAGUUAGCAUACCUUGUAAAACACUGGGAAUAUAAGCAAACGAACGCUGUUCGUCUUCUUAGAGAAGAAAUUGACAAUCUAAGCAGACAAAGGCAGGAAUCUGAGCUUAAGAAAUUGGAGAUAUUGGAGGAACAUCGUUUCGAGGAGGAAAGGUACGGAGGAGAUAAACGCUCGAUUUCCAUACUGGAUGGCAUUUAUGAUAUAUGGCAAGACGUUCCUCGGAGAAAAAAUAAAAUUGUGGUUCCAAGUAAAAGAGUUGAAAUUGAUGCCGAGUAUGAUACUGUCAUAUACUGGAAACAGAGAGCCAUGCAUUUGGAGAAAAUGUUGGAAGCCAGCAUGCAGAGAGAGCAACUACUGAAGGAAAAAUUGCAGGAAAGCAUAAAAAAUCUGGAAAAGCAGUCCUCGCCAGUAGAAGAGUUGUCCCAGAUUCUCAAAAGAGCAGAUAAUUUUUUACAUUUUGUACUUCAAACUGCACCAGUUGUGUUUGGACAUCAGGAUAAAGAGCUGCGUUAUCGCUUUAUUUAUAACCAUUUUCCAAGUUUGCAAGAGGAGGACAUUCUAGGAAAAACGGAUGUGGAAAUUUUUACCGGAUCUGGUGUUAAGGAGUCUCAGGAUUUUAAAAAGGAAGUGCUGGAUAAAGGGUUACCUGCAAAAAGAGAAAUCACGUUCGAGACAGAACUAUUUGGGUCAAAGACAUUUUUGAUAUAUGUGGAACCUGUUUUUAGCAAGGCAGGGGAGACUAUUGGUAUAAAUUAUAUGGGUAUGGAUAUAACAGAUCAGGUAAGGAAAAGAGAAAAGAUGAUAAAGCUUCGAGAGGAGAUUGCAGUACAAAAGGCGAAGGAAACAGAACUCAAUAGAACCAUACAUAUAACAGAGGAGACAAUGCGUGCAAAACAGAUGCUGGCAACCAUGUCUCAUGAGAUAAGAUCUCCUCUAUCUGGGGUUGUUAGCAUGGCUGAGAUCCUGGCCACAACGAAACUUGAUCGAGAGCAAAAACAGUUGUUAAAUGUCAUGUUAUCUUCAGGAGAUUUGGUCCUUCAACUCAUAAAUGACAUCCUUGAUCUUUCCAAGGUUGAAUCAGGUGUCAUGAAGUUGGAAUAUACAAAAUUCCGACCAAGAGAGGUGGUAAAGCAUGUUCUCCAGACAGCUGCAGCAUCAUUGCAAAAGAUUCUUACCUUGGAAGGAAAUGUUGCAGAUGAUGUUCCUAUUGAGGUCAUAGGUGAUGUGCUAAGAAUUCGACAAAUUCUCACCAACUUGAUCAGCAAUGCGAUCAAAUUUACACACGAAGGGAGGGUAGGAGUAAAACUUUAUGUAGUACCAGAACCGCCUUUUGCAAAAGAAACAUCUCAGCGUGUAUCUGAUGGAUCAACUGCUAAUCAAUCCACAACAAACGUAGCCAAAGAAGAGACGUGUACAUCGAUGUCUCAAACUAGCAGUGAUCAGAGAGGAUAUCAUGGUAAGAAACACGAAGGUUCUUGCCAAAACCAUUCACAAAGUGAACCUGGAACUCCAGUAAGGAAUGGAACAAUAGAUGCAACUGAGGAACAAGAAGAACUACCUGAAACAACAGUGUGGAUACGCUGUGACGUAUAUGACACGGGGAUUGGAAUACCAGAAAAUGCUUUACCUACACUCUUUAAGAAGUACAUGCAAGUCAGUGCCGAUCAUGCCCGAAAGUAUGGUGGAACAGGACUGGGGCUUGCAAUAUGUAAACAGCUGGUUGAGCUAAUGGGCGGCCGUCUUACGGUGUCUAGCCGAGUGCAUUGUGGUUCAACAUUUACGUUUAUCCUACCUUACAAGGUUUCUCUAUCAUGUGAUCAUUCUGAUGACCCUGAUGUCCUACCAGAUAUGGAUGAUCAUGGUGCUAUAAAUGAUGAUGCAACGGCUGGUGUUUUCCAAUUCCAGCCACGUACUUUGGGUUCUCUUUUUUGUUCUACUGGAACUAGCAGAACCCAAAAAUUAUUACCACAUAAUAUUGGCUAUGCAAGUUCAUAUAAACUUAAUGUGUUGUCAGAGACUUGUUAUUCAUUCCCCACGAGUAAUGGUCGAACAAAGGAGAUGGAUUUAGUUGAAGAUGCUUGUUCUGUGGCUGAAGCUGUUGAGAUAUCAUCUGAUCCUGAAAGUUCAUUUAGCCAUAGCCCAGACCGCGAAAAUCGAAGUGCGAUUUGCAGAGACAAACAUCAUCAAAAUGAUGUAGAUGCCGAGAACAAAGCUUCUACCAGAGAUGUCUCGGGCUGCUCUGACACAAGCAGAGAUAUGGAUGUGAAAAUGAAGAUAAGUGAGCCUCAGCUACCACCUAAGAGGCAGGAAAGAUCUGACAGCAGUUCUCAGCCCACAAUUAACAGACGUCAAGAAGUAUCAGAUUCUGUAUCAAAGCCUAAGAUCCUACUGGUGGAAGAUAACAAGAUUAACGUAAUGGUGACGAAGAACAUGAUGAAGCAGUUGGGCCACACAAUAGAUGUUGUGAACAAUGGUGUCGAAGCCGUCCAUGCAGUUCAGUGCCAUAGUUAUGAUCUCGUCCUGAUGGAUGUGUGCAUGCCAGUCAUGGAUGGCCUUCAAGCAACGAGAUUGAUUCGUUCCUUCGAAGAAACCGGUAAUUGGGAUGCAGCAAUGAAUGCAGGGGUAGAACAACCUUUGCCUUCCGAUUCAUCUCAACAAGAUUGUACACCUCCAAAGCGUAUCCCCAUAAUUGCAAUGACUGCAAAUGCAUUGUCAGAGAGUGCUGACGAGUGUUUUGCAAACGGCAUGGACUCGUUUGUAUCGAAGCCUGUAACUUUCCAAAAACUGAAAGAGUGUCUCGAACAAUAUUUGCCAUGAUGGAUUCCUCCUUGUAAAUUAACGCCACGUGUAUAUAAAAAUGACAGUAUGUUAGGAAAGUUUUGUCCAAGUAU
This is a messenger RNA of Hibiscus syriacus, 3145 nucleotides long. RefSeq names its product histidine kinase 5-like. Lineage: Eukaryota; Viridiplantae; Streptophyta; Magnoliopsida; Malvales; Malvaceae. The transcript is spliced from 13 exons. The record is from RefSeq and is a predicted model, not a curated record. Gene Ontology annotation, molecular function: histidine phosphotransfer kinase activity; phosphorelay sensor kinase activity. Gene Ontology annotation, biological process: protein autophosphorylation; phosphorelay signal transduction system. The coding region runs from base 30 to 3071 and encodes 1013 amino acids.